This is a messenger RNA of Archocentrus centrarchus (flier cichlid), 2233 nucleotides long. RefSeq lists its product as uncharacterized. The transcript has 2 exons. The coding region runs from base 105 to 1442 and encodes 445 amino acids. NCBI's taxonomy places the organism in Eukaryota, Metazoa, Chordata, Actinopteri, Cichliformes, Cichlidae. The record is from RefSeq and is a predicted model, not a curated record.
CAGCCCUCUCAGGCGCUGCAAAGGUUUUUCGUGACAGGAAGAAACAAAUAACCUCGAAAACGUGCGUCUAGCAAUUUAUAAAAAAAAUCUGAUUGUCUUUGUAAAUGUCAGGAGAAAAGGGAGCACUGGAUUGCUGGGAUUUUCAGGUGAACCCGCUGUUCCUUGAGGAACUCAUCAGCCCCUGUCUGAAUGCUAUUUCAUACGAAGAGUGGAUGUCUUUGGAUACCAAUGACAGUGGAUCAGAAGUUGUCGUUCUGCUGUCGGACAUGUGCGGUGCGGUUUUAGGUACUAUUAGCAACUUGAUCCUGGAGAUUGUAGAGCCUCUGGUUAUUACCUCGGGCCACGAUCUUUCAUGUGGCGAUGAUGUAACUGUGCAGGGUGGGUGCAGUAAUUUCAAAGUGAUGGAGGAGAAUAUCGAGGCCUGCUUUGGAAACAGCCUUAAUCAGUAUUUUGUUGAAGCCCUGGACAUAGCAGAGGGAAGCUGCAACACCUUGGAUGAAUUAGUGAGACUGUUUACAGCAGAGGUUACUAAAAAAGUAACCUCAUCACUGGCUCAAGUCACAGGGUCAACUCUUUCCCUGAACACACGUGACUCGCUGAGAGCAGCAUCCACUUUACAAAUGGUCGAUACCGUAGGAAAACUGUUUAAAGAUGUGUUGGAAGGCUGUAAAAUAAUGGAUGAGUCAUGUGAUGAGCUGGCAUCCCCGCCCUGUAACUCCCAGGAGCGUUUUGACUCUGAGGAUGCUGAAAACGUUGAGGAGGACAGCACAGAAAUCUCAGGGUUCAGUUUCUCUUUUUCAGAGAUGCCAGAACUGGAUAAUUUAAUGCCUGUGUCAGUGCCACAGAAUUAUGAUGACUCACAAUCAAAUGAUGUCAAAAGUCCCACAGAGUUAAAUACUAUUUCAUCAGAUCCGCCACCUCCUGAUUACAACAAGACCGUUCUCACUGUGAUUCUUGUGAAGUUAGUUGACCACAUUACUUCUGAAACCGGAGCAUCCUUAGAAGGCGUGAAUCUCGAUGAGUUAGUGUCUUGUGUAACAUGGUGUACUAGGGGCAUGCUGGAUCUUGCUCCCCUAAGAAGUGUUGACAAUCUGCACAUCUCCAUUUACAAAAGUCUGUGCCAGAAAUUUAGAUCCAAAUACGUGCUGCAGGCUGCCAUGGUAUCACAUAAUUGUGCAUUUGAGUUUGCUGUUAUAAUGACUUUAUUGUCACACCUCGAAAAGUACAUGACCUCUAAGAAUAUAUGGAAUUUAUGGAAGCCUUUCAAGCCCGGGAACCUUUCUGCUGUGAUUGAGAGUCAAACACCAGAACCUCACAGAGAAGAAAGGAGCACACAAACAACGCCCUCACCUCCAAAAAGAUCACUGUGCAGCACCCUCAGGAAGAAGUUUUCACGCUGGGCUUCUAAUGUUGUGAAUUUUUUUAAGAGGUCUGGACAGUGAAAUUCACAGACUUGUGUAGUUGUUUGUGUGACCAAAAAUGUUGUUUCUCUGUGGCAUGAUGGUGUAGUUGAAGAAAUCCUUCGCCGACAGUCUUAAUGUAUAACAUAAAGUUUAUUUACAAAAAAGACAAUGUCAAAACUGAUGCUUUGUAAAGCCAUCAGGGACAGGGAAUUCCAAUCGCCCUAACUCCACUAAACAAAGAAGAGACAAAGGUUAUAUACCAUAAUGUUGGCAAACCCCCACAUCCUGCCUUUCCAUAUAUGGUUAUGAAAACAGCUUCAGCCUCCUAUCCUAUAGUAGACAUCUGGACAAUCCCUUAUAUGGCAGGCUAGAGAGCCUACAAGGACAUUCUAUGCAUUCUUUCUGUGGGGGAAGUUUAAAUCACAUUUCCUUUGCAUGAGCCCUUAAGGAAGAAGAGACAAUACAUGUAUACAUAGAGUUUUAGCAUAGCAGUACAGACACUACAUAAAGUAUUUUCUGAAAAACCAGGUAUAGCUUGUUUCCUGCAUGUAUGUGAGGUCAUUCCCUUUUAGAGAAAGCAACAAGAGGUUACACUCUCAUACCAUUUACUGAUCAAAGCAGCCCUGAACUCAAGGCCAUCAUCCUAAAGGAGAAAACCUAUACAUAGAUGCAGUUUAACACAGCAGUUUAACACAAAGAUCGAUCAGACACCACACUUGACUUUACAGUCACCCCCCCCCAACCAGUCACGGCAGAUGACCCCCCCUCCCUGAGCCUGGUUCUGCUGGAGGUUUCUUUCUGUUAAAAGGGAGUUUUUCCUUCCCACUGUU